This is a messenger RNA of Seminavis robusta, 4419 nucleotides long. NCBI's taxonomy places the organism in Eukaryota, Bacillariophyta, Bacillariophyceae, Naviculales, Naviculaceae. The record is from the annotation of a GenBank genome assembly.
CCCGAGCCCGCCCUCUCUCUCAACUUCGUGACACGACAGCUGGCAAAAGACACCCAGAAUCAUUCGAAUCGAAUCAUCAUCUGCUUCGCUCAUCGACGAAAAGACGACCAAGAAAGAGGGAUGUCGACGACGAUGAUACUAUCCUUUCCCUUCCUCGCACACAACUGUACACAACAACACUGUCACAAAACAAAACAAGACAAAAGUAAGAUCAGAAGAUGGCAAUUAUCAGAUAUCCCCUACCGAGGCUGAACGAGGCUCUGGUAGCCGAAAUCCUUUCCUUCUCGGAUACCCCCGACCUCAUUCAUGUUCUUGAAACCCAGGAUAAAUCCCUGAUCCAGGCGGCUCAGAUUGCUCUAUCAAAUGCAACUGCACUCCACUUUAGCUAUCUGUUGCAAAUGGAUCGGUGUCGCAAUCAUGGAAGCUCGGCCAAGAAAAAUACUCGCAAAGAUCAAGAAUCUUGCAUUCGACAACUGAUGGAUGUGAUACUAUCACAGGCAGAUUUAAAAGGAAGAACCAAGCUGCAACGAAUUGAAUUCUCGGGUAUGCGCCAUGUGGUGGGAAACCAGGGUGAUUGGCUAAAACAAAUCUUUCAAGGGCCACAGCUCUCCCAUACUUUGAUCAGCAUUGAUUUUUCAGGUUGUGCGUUGCUCGAUCCAACAAUGCUCCAGAGAGCUCUUAUGCCUCCACCUAUGCAUUCGUCAGCAGAUACCUCAGUCAAUAAAUCUUCCGAUCAAGUUUCGGCCAUUCGACAUCUCACAUUUCAAGGAUGCUACAGAAUUGAUGAAGCCAUUGUGUUGGCAAUUGCCCGGUCCCCACGGUUCCGAAACCUUCAGACACUCGGGUUGGGUGGCUGUUCCCAAUCCAUCAGCGAUCAAUGUGUCUCUACCAUUAUCAAAAAUCUACGACAACUACGCUAUCUCGAUCUCUCCGGGCUGAAGCGAAUCACAGAACAAGCUACCACGUGGCUACUCUUGGCAGCCACCACAUUGGAAAGUUUGGAACUCGCUGGAUGUGAGCUGCUGCGCUUUAAUCUUCUCGCCCGCUGGACUCGAUCCGCUUUUGGAGGAAUGAAUGAUCCAACGCAAAUAUCUCCCAAUCUGUGGACGGAACAAUGCUUUCCAGAAGGAUACCCUGAGGAAGCCAAGCCAGCAUUACCGCAAUUGGCACGCAUCAACUUUAAUGGGAUUGGAACUCCACGUCGCGGCCUAGUCGUUGGAGCUCUCCCGUAUUUUGCCUGUCGUUCCAUGGGAGCCUUGCGAGAGGUUUACCUAUCCGGUUGCGAGCAUAUUCGAGAUUGGGAAGUCCAAGUCUUGGCGGUCGUCUGUGCCAAUUCCUUGACAUGUCUCGAGAUGCGGGCGUGUUGCAUUGGGGACGACGCCGUGAAAGCAGUCGGACGAUAUUGUACCAAUCUUGCCGAUGUCGACUUUUCGGCAUGCUUUCAGAUAUCUGAUCAUGGCAUCCUUGCCUUGUGCCAACAUCAGGGGACUUGGGAAAACGUUUAUCCAGGCAGCGGACAGAACACACUUCAAAGGACAGCGAAGAAGGGCAACGCUCCAUGUACUAUACGGUCUUUGAAGAUUGCUGCUCUUCCCCAAUUGACAAAAUAUUCUAUCGUGGCCAUAGGUGCCCUUGAUUCAUUGAUUGUGCUCGAUGUCAACAACUGCCCCAAGAUUAGCUCAGAUGUCCUGGCUGAGACUGUCAAAUGGCUGCCAUCCCUGGUGGAAGUCGACGCCAAAGGAAUUGGAAAAUGGAGCUCAUCUGUGGCGGCAUUGUACUCCUACGAGACUGAUGAACCCAGACACCUUCGGUUUGUCAACGGAAGACCAUUCAGCAAAAAAUCAAAGACCAGUCAUGGAAGAACGGAUCAGGAGUGCAGCUUCGAUUGUUGCAUUGUGAAACAACACUCGAAGCGCUUCAGUCAGGGACAGGGUGUUCCUCUUCAAGCAAUGUAUCACUGCAUCGACUGCAAGCUGAUCCCUGCACUGAAUCGAGGGAUCUGUCAUGCCUGCCUGGUUCACUGCCACCGCGACCACAAAACCUUUGUUGGGUCCUACACACGGUUUUAUUGCGAUUGCCCAUUCGGAGUCGCGGGUUCUCAGUCUACGUGCCAAUCAAUAUCUUGCGACAAAACUAGAAUCACGGAAGAUGGUUCCAAGGCAAUGGUGGUACUGGACUAGUCAAUUAAUAAAUGCGGCAAAGGGGGCUUGUCUCUUGACCGGCUACCCCUCAGUGUCCGCCAGGAUAUCACGAAAUUUUGAAGGCAGCUGGUCAUGAAGUCGCGCUGGGAGAGGCACCUUACCUCCGUGCUUUCCAAUCUUGAGAGACUCUUUGUACGCCUUGGCAUAUGCUCGGUAGUCCUUAUCCUCGAGGAAGUUGGAGGACUCUUUUGCUUCUUGUGCAAUCUUGAUGGCCUUAUUGUAAAGCUUACCAAUGACCUGUGCCACUUUCAGAGACGCUUCAGCAUCGACCAUACGCUCUUGUGCGCUUGACAGCCAAUCACGCUGAUAUGGGAAGGCUUUCUUGCUGUCAUUAUAUGGCACGUCGACCAUGGGCUUCACCGUGACUUGCUCGAUGAUAGGUUUAUGCCAGCAGAUGAAGUAGAGGUCGCCAUCUAGAUCACCAUCAGCGAUCAGGACAGGCAUUGGAGUCAUACCUGGCUUGGGAUUGGAAAAGAUGAUUGCACCAAACGGGAGCUCUUGCAGCAUUUCCCAGUUUUCUGCUGACAUCUGGUCUGGUUUUGAAGUGACGACAGGGACCAAUCUGCCAUCUGAUGUUUCAAUACAAGGCGACCGAGUAACAAAAAUUUCACCUGUGUGGUCCAAACCGGGAAUGAAGACAGUGCCAUGGGGCAGUUCGGACGUUGGGUCUGCAAGCCCAACUACAAAUCCAUGGUUUUGCUCUUCUACUUUUCUGCAUCGCUUGGUGUACUCGAGGAGAGUUUCCUUGGGAACGCCCAAUCCAGUCCAAAGCCGGUGGAACAUUUCGGAGAUCUUCUUCUUUCCUUGCUGGUCUUUGAAAGUUUUGCAGGCGCCAUCUCCUUGCAAAACCUUGCCCAAUUGCCGGUUGGUGUUGUUGGGGUGGACACCAUUCCGGUUGAUAAUAAGAAGCGCUUUCUCUUCAGGGUCACUCGACCUCGAAGGACCUACCACAAUCAUUGAUGAAGGAAUCUGGAUGGCGGGUUCGCCUGGUGUCAUAAGCUUGGUGACCAGCAUGCCUUUGAACAUACCAAGGGCAGAGAAACCUCUCACUUGAAUGGCAUAUGUGCGCUUUGCGGCUACCCCGUUGCCAAGGAACUCUUCCAAUAAGUCUCUGGAGAUGAAACCACAACCUUCGUUGCCGUUUUCUUCAAUCUCACCAAAGGUACUCUGCUUUAGGACAAAGAUGCUGUGGGUCUUUCCAUCUUGGCGUUUUGCCGUACAUUUGUAUGCAGGGCUCACAAGCAGCUCCAACCUGGGACAAACCUUUGCCGGAUUGAGGCCGCCGAAGUCGGCGAUUCUCUCGAGCUCCUCUUGAAGCGCGAUCGGCUGCAAACCCGGACCUUCCACUUGGCAGUAAUACAGAUGAAUGCACUGCAAUGCAGGCGCACCAGCAGGAGCUACUCUGUCCCCAUCGCUUUGGAUUUUAGAAACGAUCAGCUCGAAUUUUGACCCGUCUUUUUCAACUAUCUUCGGAGGGGAUUCAGUAAGCACCGGCAGCUCUUCUUUGUCCAAAGGAAUCUCGCAGAUAAGCAUUCUACCUUGCAACCAAUGAGACAGCAGGUUUGCUUCUUCAGGGUUCGAUUUGAGUUUAAGUUUAAACACUCGCCACGCUCCAAAGCUGUCGCCACCUUUUUCGCUGUUCGCGAUACGCCAAUCUUCAUUUAUCAAUGCCGAAGCUGCAGGAUUAGUAGUUUUCGACCUUGCCCUCGAGGUUCCGCUGGUUCGUCCAGUUGACGUCUCCCUUUUGGUGCCGCUGGGUUUCUCUGACGAUGUUCCGUUUGCCUGGCUCUGUGUCGGGAUUGGGUCUGCUUGUACGCCAAGACCGUCCAAGGAUGUCUUGGCUAACCACGGAUUCUCGCCAGUUCCAUCAAGCAAUACUUUAAUCCUGGUUUUUAUCUCCAUGACAGUGCCGCUUUGGCCCUCAUAUUUUCCCUUGACGAUGUUGACCCUUUCGUAGAUCUGGAUCUGGAAUGUGCAAGACUCUGGAGGAUUCGGCGCCGUCUUGUUUGGUUUCUGCUGUGCGCCCUGAUCUACGUGGUCUGGAAAUGUUUUCCCGUUGAACUCCAGAGACGAUCGGUUGAGCCAGUGCUCUUCGCCACUGAUGAGGAGCUUGAUACGCUUCCUAAUGUCAAUGAUCUUCGCUUGUUUGGAACUUUUAUACUUCCCCUUCACGAUGUCCACAAGCACGGUUUCUCCUUUCUUGAACAAUUCCUCUGGA